This is a messenger RNA of Gossypium raimondii (Peruvian cotton), 1600 nucleotides long. Its product is annotated as aromatic aminotransferase ISS1. The transcript is spliced from 10 exons. Gene Ontology annotation, biological process: biosynthetic process. The record is from RefSeq and is a predicted model, not a curated record. Lineage: Eukaryota; Viridiplantae; Streptophyta; Magnoliopsida; Malvales; Malvaceae. Bases 181 to 1365 code for a protein of 394 amino acids. Gene Ontology annotation, molecular function: catalytic activity; pyridoxal phosphate binding.
AGUGUGAAAACAGUGAAAGAGACAAAAGCAGAAGUCAAGAAACGCAUAAAAGCAGCUUAGUAUUAGUAGGAGAAGCGGAGAAGUAAAGAAAAGCGUUUUUCCUUUAGGCUUUUUGUCUUUUUCUCCUUCUCAAGAGUGAUUCAGAAGCGACUUGUGAGAGGGAAGAAGAGUUUUCAGAAGAUGGGUUCUAAUGGAAUGCUUGCCAGAAGGAUUGUGGAGACUGAAAUGCCAAUCAUGGUUCAGAUACAGCAAUUGAUCCGAGGAGCGAAAAAUGCUGUGUCACUCGCUCAGGGAGUGGUUUACUGGAAACCACCCAAACAGGCUUUGGAUAAGGUUAAAGCACUUGUAGAGGAGCCUUCAGUUAGUUGUUAUGGUGCUGAUGAAGGUCUUCCUGAACUUAGAGAAGCAUUGAUAAGAAAGUUACGUCAGGAGAACAAUUUGCAGAGGUCUUCGGUGAUGGUCACUGCAGGAGCAAAUCAGGCAUUUGUGAAUCUUGUUCUAACACUGUGUGAUGCGGGGGAUUCGGUUGUCAUGUUUGCUCCAUACUAUUUCAAUGCCUACAUGUCCUUCCAGAUGACAGGUGUCACUAAGAUAUUAGUAGGUCCUGGUUAUCCAAAGACUCUUUAUCCAGAUGCAGACUGGUUGGAAAGGACAUUGCUGGAAACCAAGCCUGUCCCAAAGCUUGUUACUGUUGUUAAUCCUGGCAACCCAUCUGGAACCUACAUUCCCGAGCCGCUACUUAAGAGGAUCUCAGAUAUAUGCAAAAAUGCUGGUUGCUGGCUGGUUGUAGAUAAUACAUAUGAGUAUUUUAUGUAUGAUGGUCUGAAACACUCGUGCGUGGAAGGAGAUCACAUAGUCAACAUCUUUUCUUUCUCCAAAGCCUAUGGAAUGAUGGGAUGGCGCGUUGGAUAUAUUGCAUACCCCACAGAAGUGGAGGGCCUUGCAACUCAACUUCUCAAGGUUCAAGACAACAUACCAAUCUGCGCUUCGUUAAUUUCUCAACAACUAGCUCUUCACUCGUUAGAAUUGGGACCUGAAUGGGUUCGCGAACAAGUCAAAGAUCUCGUGAAGAAUCGAGAAAUAGUUAUAGAAGCACUGUCACCAUUGGGUGAAGGUGCUGUGCUGGGUGGAGAAGGUGCAAUUUACUUAUGGGCGACGCUACCAGAGAAAUGCAUGGAUGAUGUGAAGGUGGUUCACUGGCUUGCUCACAGGCAUGGGGUGGUUGUGAUCCCAGGGAGUGCAUGUGGGUCCCCGGGGCAUUUGAGGAUUUCCUUUGGUGGGCUCAUGGAAAAUGACUGUAGAGCAGCUGCACAGAGGCUGAAGACAGGAUUAGAAGAAUUGGUAAAACAUGGAUUGGUGCAGUAAAAUCUCUAAUUUUACAUUGAUUUGAAUAUUCAGAAUUUGUGCCCCCGGUUUCCUUUGAAUAAUUGAACAUUCUAAGUUGCUCAGAAUUGGAGCUGCGGUUUCAGCUCUGUAUAUUGGAAAAAGCACUUGCAUAGAUGCAUGUAUAAAUUUCCGUACAUCCAUUAUUGUAUUUUGUUAUAAAGGAGAGGAUGGCUCGAAGAUAUGAGAAAAAGGAUAUAGAUGUUGAGAUAUAAAA